CGCUGCAUCAUUAUCUCUUAUGUGAGUUAAAUACUUAAUACAAUAAUUCUUGCCAUUGCUGCUCCACUCCUGUGAAAUGUCACAUCCACGACCUAUGAUUAAUUCACAACGUCAACACAGUAUUUGUUUUUGUGUAUGUUUUGAUUAUUUUUGGUGAUUUGAAAAGAUGGAAAGCGACAUUGUCAAGGACGCGGCUGUCUCGUGCACGGGCGGUGAUUGUGAUAAUAUUGACGAAGGACGGCAUGAUAUUGAAGUUACAGAGUCCCUCAACGAACAAAAUUUCAGUAGUAAGGCGGACCCCUCGACGACGUCGGAGCAAGAUGUGUCCGAACAUUAUGAGUUUCGAUUUUUAAUUGAUGAGUAAAAGGCCUUGAUCAUGUCCAAGUCGCUUCUUAUUUCUGAGUAAUUGCACUUAGCUUGUUCUCUCAUCAGCAACAGUCCUCCUCUAAAAAGCACAAGAAGAGCCUGAAAAUAAGACCAGUGCAGCACCACGCGCAGACGAAGAGAAAGCCUCAUUCUCCGAAGGUGGUUCCCCAGUAAGAAGGAGAGACGAGCCUGUGUCUCUCCCGGUCGCGGCCCAACUGAAAGCGCCGCUUUCAGCAAGCUCACAGGAGCUAACUGAGCGAGUCAAACUUAAAACAGUACAUAAAGAUGCUAAUUCAUCUUCCAAUUUCCUUGUUUUAUUCCCUUCAAGCAAAAUACUGGAGUUGCUCUUCCGAAGAUGAUGAAAAAACAAGAACAAUGUUACCGAAAAUUUUUCUGAACAUUUAUAAUAGAUAAUAUCUAUCUAUCUAUCUAUCUAUCUAUCAUUCCGUACUCACUGACAGACGAGUGAAGCUGCAGCAACGCAGAGUAAAGUUGCGCCGGUAACCGAUUUCCCUCAAGUAGACGAGAGCCACCCGAUCAGAGAUGUGUGCGAACAUUAUGUGAGAGUUUCGAUUUUUCACACUAAAAGGCCAUGUCCAAUGAAGUAGGAUCGUCCGUUUCAAUAGGAGAGUAUUUAUUUUUACAUUAUGUGAGAAUAAAAUAGAACUACACGACUGACUUCAUGCAAUUUGAUCUUUUUUUUUAUAUUGAGAUCAGGGAAGUGGGCAUAGAACAGAAUUACCCCUGUUCCCUCUAAGAAGCACAAGAGGAGCUCGAAAAUUUUUCCGGUAUAUCUUCCUCUCCAUCAAGUAUAGCUUCCUCACCUCCGGUACAUGCGUUAUGGUCGGCUGUUAUUCAUCUCGCUCAGCAUCUUGGUUCUUUUUCCCGUAAAGUGCAAUGGAAAGAGGGUCGAGAUGGGAUGGCCGAGAUGAAUAAGAGCACUCUUCAAAUCUGGCCUGCUGUAUUUCUCCACUAAGGAGGGUGAGCGAGAUUGUGCUUCGUUCGGUAGGAGCUGAACUGAGAGAGCCCCUUCCAGCAAGUUCACAGAAGCAAGACCAGACUCUUACCCGCCGAAUCAAAAAUAUUGAAAAAGUACAUCAUCAACUACUCCUCACUUUUACAGAUUUAAUAGACUCCAUUAUAGUUUGAUGAUACCUACGAGAACUCCUGAUGAUGUUAGUCGGUUCGGAUUGGACCUACGACUUCCCUGAAUCUUCUUUGAGUUCUACGAAUUUCUCUGAUGUUGAAGUUGUGAGGGCGCCCCACGGUAGACGUAGAUUAGGAGUUCUCGUACGCAUAGAAUAUAAUUGGUUUUACUCGAGCAUGAUCCGUGAUUUGAAUGACACUAAAAAUACUCUACAGGAGGAGAAAAACGACGGCAAUUACGGUGCGGCGGGAUCGUCAUCCACCAGAUCAUCUUCGUCCUCCGGAUCUUCAUUUUUAUGUCCUCUCGUAGCGCGAUACUUUUUGAGCGUGUGUCAAAGAAAGUCUCUGCAAUGAGUAUUUUUUAGCGUACUUCCCUGUAACCUUGUUCUGCAUGUUUGUUGUGCUCUUCUGGGUCUCUCUUAUAGCUAUAGGUAAUGCAUCCUUUUUUCUUGAUGGUGCAUUCCCAUUCCCCGUCCAGAAAGAGAAAGAAUGCAAACGCGUAGAUGCUGAUGAGGAUUUAUUUACAGAAUUUGUAAUACAAAUGAUCUUCCUGUGAUAGGUGUACUAGUAUGCUGGAAUGCGCAACGUCAGCAGGUUGUAUAAUCGCACCUCUAGUUUUUUAUCGCGCCUCUAGGUUUCGUAGACUAAUGCUGCGCUCUUUCGCACUGUUCUACCUGCUUCAGAGCUGAUUUGCAAAUUUAACAGUUCUAAUGCUCGAUGCUUCAUCGGGAGACGGAUCCUCCAAUUUUUCUUUAUAAAUAUCGACUUUUAGAAUCGAUAUGAUUUUUGUCUUUCAAGACGCAAGAAAGUUUUCUCUUAUUCUUUUCGGUAGUGUAAAGCAUGCAAGUAAAAAUAUGCGGUCGUUUGGAAUUUUUGAGCAGUACCUUCUGACUUUCAUCAGAGCAAACCAACGGCUUUGUGGAUGGCGUCAUUCUCAACAGACACACAGCUUGUUGAAUGGGGUUUAGAAGGCCUCAAACUCAAUCUCUAACGUAUGAAAAAACGGGAGAGCCAUAUGUUAAUCCUUGCAGGAGUGCUGGGUCCCUAGCCCUAGGUGUGGCCUUCCUCGUGGGAGCCUUGCUCGUGUCCGUCGGAUGGUCGCAAUGGGAUGCGCCAGAACCGAGAAUAGCUAGGGAAAAUCAAAACUUUUUAUACAAUUAGUUUGCCCCUAGCAGGCACUCGACCGGAUAAAUUCGCCCACUGUAAUUGAAACCUCCAUUUAUUUGGCUCGCCGGUAGUUUAUAGCUAAGCUAUAGGGUGAAUUACAAGUAGAGACGUGAAGAUGACAAGUAGGAUGGGCAUGAUAGAAGAUGACAGACGCGAUCGAGGAAAUAAGAGGAAGAGCCCUUUUUUGAAUAAAGUGAUGAUCCACCCAAUCCUGAACAACGUCAGGCACACAUAUAAAGUUAGAGGACAUUCUAACAAAACCUCGAGGAGAAAAGUGAACGGUGCAAAAGAGUGGAAGCAGGGGAUGCGGGGGAUGCGGGGUGACGAACUAGAAGACCCGUUAGCUGAGCCACAUCCGGCGCCAUCGUCGUUAUGUUGGGAGUACGAGCACCAGUUCUCAUAGUUAAUUCCCAGUGGUAUUGAAGUAAGAAGAUGUCUUGGACGUACUAGUACACUUCUUGCUUUUAGUACUCAGUUUCGUAACGAUGAAGCAUUAUACUUAUUUCAUGAUGCACACUUUAAGAAUCGAGCCAAGUCUUAAUACAUUUACUCUUAGCAAAGAGAUGCCACCUCGUCAGGUGCUGGCUUAAGAGGAGGCUGCUUCCUCUCGUCUAUUAAAGUAAACACUUGAACAUCCUACCCCUUUUCUCCCUUUGUUGGACUCACCCCCAAACUGGGUAGACUACUAGCUACUGCCGGCACUGAAGUCGCAGGGUAAUCGCUAAUAUCAUCGUACACGGAGCGGCAAUCAGCAGAAAAUAACGUCAAGAACAGUAACUACUUGCUCUACCAGGAAGUGCCAGGAAGUUAUGGGCUCAUUUCUCGCAUGGGUUUCCACCAAAAGUAGCAGGUCGCUAACUUAAAAGGCCAGUGCGAUGGUCCAGCACUGCGAAGCAAUUCGAUGCCCAUGCUGAACCUGAAUCAAUUCGGUAGAGAUUCCUACUUAAAAAGAACUGAUACUUAUAAGAAUGUCUACCCGAGACCUCUCUACUUGUAGCUUUUUCCCCCAAACUAGUACCCGUGAUCCACAACCCUUGACGUUGACUUCUAACAAGAAGAUACGCAAGCAAAAGGAAAAAACUGGAGAAACUUUAUGAAACGCGAUGAUGCGUGGGAGUUCGAGCAAAAGUACUAUCCGGCAAAGGCCUAUUUGCCUGCUACUGCUUCCGGCGAAACCAGUACCGGGAUUUUUUUUGACUCAUACAAGUGCAAGGCUUAUGCCGUGCUCGUCGUCCCUGGAAACGAGGAUGAAAGCGACAUCGAGAAACGCUAUAGGAAAAAAACUUUUUUCCGCCAAAAGCUCUCGGCGAUAGGGGGCGACGUGUAUUGGCUUUUGCAGGCUUUAGAAGUGCUCACAAAGCAGGCGGUGAUCCAAAGCGGAGGACAGUUAGCCAAUGACGACGGUAGCGGCAUAUUCUUCACCUCAGAUGCCUUUCGCUUCUACUCGGAGAAGAGCGCUCUGGGAUCGUGGGAUACCUCGAUGCAAAACAGGUAUGCCGAAGCCAUGAUGUGUACUCCUCGAUAAGAGUAAGAAUAAUGGAAAAUAGAUAUCCGUGUGUGAUUGUGAAGUCUGGUGUUCUCGACGUCCUCUCGCUUCUAUUUCGCUAGUGACAACAAGACGCCCAAAGCACAUAGUACACUUUCAGUGUUAUAUGCAUAUCCAGAUGCGUAUGCGUUUGCAUAUAGAUUUGGUUUUCCUUCAUUUUAUAUAUUAUUUGUUGAUAGUGACCCUUUUCUCUUUUAUAUCUUCCGCUGGUCUGUCUUUUUUCUAGUUAGGUCGGCUCCACCACAUAUAUUAUUUGGAGCCGGCGUGAUUCUGAGUCCUACCCGCUGCAGCUCCUAUGUAUGUUGAUAAAACAACAUCUAAUACCUGGAAGAGGAACUGUCGAAGAAAGGAAGGCUGACUAGCGCAAUGUCGGCGGCAGGCGCGCUCAACUGGCUCUUGAAGAAGUAUAUACAUCUGCCUGGUGAGCUAGAAAGAAAAGAAAAAAAAAUACAAGUUGUGGCACAUUGCCCCAUAUCAAAGGCAGCUGUUGGCCUGGGUGCAACAGCAACGUCCGCCGAGCUGGCGACGCAGUUGUUCACGGGCAUGGCGGUGGAUAGCGGUAAAGAACCUUCUGCC
Molecule: messenger RNA, 4801 nt
Organism: Amoebophrya sp. A25
Lineage: Eukaryota; Dinophyceae; Syndiniales; Amoebophryaceae
Source: the annotation of a GenBank genome assembly